Molecule: messenger RNA, 2645 nt
Organism: Onychomys torridus (southern grasshopper mouse)
Lineage: Eukaryota; Metazoa; Chordata; Mammalia; Rodentia; Cricetidae
Gene: Septin8
Product: septin 8
Exons: 10
Coding region: 66-1511 (481 amino acids)
Biological process (GO): cytoskeleton-dependent cytokinesis
Cellular component (GO): septin ring; cell division site; septin complex
Molecular function (GO): molecular adaptor activity; GTP binding; GTPase activity
Source: RefSeq, a predicted model, not a curated record
GCCGGCUCGUCCCCGCCGCGGCCCCGGCGCUCCCCGCAGCCCGCCCGCCCGGUGCGCAGUUCGCCAUGGCGGCCACCGACCUGGAACGCAUCUCGAAUGGAGAGCCUGAGCCCCGGAGCCUGUCCCUGGGCGGCCAUGUGGGGUUUGACAGCCUCCCUGACCAGCUGGUCAGCAAGUCAGUCACCCAGGGUUUCAGCUUCAACAUUCUCUGUGUGGGGGAGACUGGGAUCGGCAAGUCCACACUAAUGAAUACACUCUUCAACACAACCUUUGAGACUGAAGAAGCUAGUCACCACGAGGACUGUGUACGCCUGCGGCCUCAGACCUACGACCUCCAAGAGAGUAAUGUGCAUCUCAAACUGACCAUCGUGGAUGCUGUGGGCUUUGGGGAUCAGAUCAAUAAGGAUGACAGGCCCAUAGUUGACUACAUCGACGCGCAGUUUGAAAACUAUCUGCAGGAGGAGUUGAAGAUCCGCCGGUCCCUCUUUGACUACCAUGACACGAGGAUCCACGUGUGCCUCUACUUUAUCACGCCCACUGGGCACUCCCUGAAGUCCCUGGACCUGGUCACCAUGAAGAAGCUAGACAGCAAGGUGAACAUAAUUCCCAUCAUUGCCAAGGCUGACACCAUCUCCAAGAGCGAGCUCCACAAAUUCAAGAUCAAGAUCAUGGGUGAGCUGGUCAGCAAUGGAGUCCAGAUCUACCAGUUUCCCACCGACGACGAGGCUGUUGCAGAGAUCAAUGCGGUCAUGAAUGCACACCUGCCUUUUGCUGUGGUGGGCAGCACAGAGGAGGUGAAGGUGGGCAACAAGCUGGUUCGAGCACGGCAGUACCCUUGGGGAGUGGUGCAGGUGGAGAACGAGAACCACUGUGACUUCGUGAAGCUGCGGGAGAUGUUGAUCCGGGUGAACAUGGAGGACCUUCGGGAGCAGACCCACAGUCGGCACUACGAGCUCUACCGGCGCUGCAAGUUGGAGGAGAUGGGCUUCCAGGAUAGUGAUGGCGACAGCCAGCCCUUCAGCCUCCAAGAGACGUACGAGGCCAAGAGGAAGGAGUUCCUGAGCGAGCUGCAGAGGAAGGAGGAAGAGAUGAGACAGAUGUUCGUCAACAAAGUGAAGGAGACAGAGCUAGAGCUGAAGGAGAAGGAGCGGGAGCUCCAUGAGAAGUUUGAGCACCUGAAGCGAAUCCACCAGGAGGAGAAGCGCAAGGUGGAGGAGAAGCGCCGGGAGCUGGAGGAGGAGACCAACGCCUUCAACUGCAGGAAGGCGGCCAUGGAGGCCCUGCAGUCCCAGGCCUUGCAUGCCACGUCACAGCAGCCCUUGAGGAAAGACAAGGACAAGAAGAACAGAUCAGAUAUAGGAGCACAGCAGUCGGGCAUGAGCCUCUCCAACUCUAAGGUGAUGAUGACCAAAGCCAAUGUGGAACCCUUGAACUGCAGCAGCUGGUGGCCCGCCAUACAGUGCUGCAGCUGCCUGGUCAGGGACGCGACGUGGAGGGAAGGAUUCCUCUGAGGCAGCAGUUUCACCACGUGGGGGCCAGCUCAGGACCAUCAGGGCAUGGAACUGGAGACCAUGCUUUUUAAUGUUAGGACAGAGUCCCCCUCCCCCCCUAGUUUUCACAUAUCAAUAACCCAAAGUGCAAACAGUUUCUAUUGCCAUCAGGGAGCAUCCGGUGUGGCCCAACCCUUUUUAUCCCCAGAGAGUCUGAUAGGUGACGUGGUCACUCUAUGGCUAAGGCAUAUAGAUGGCCAUGCUUGGAAUCUGAGAAAUGUGAACCUACUGUUCAAGAUAAAGGGAGCGGGGAAGUUACCUGUAACUGCUUGACCUGAGGAGAAACCUGCAACCUUGUCUACAGCACCAGUGUUCCAUAAUGAAACUGCCGUUAGUGAUUUAACCUUCAUGCUUCAUAACAGACCAAAACGUCAUGACAUUUCCUCAUUUGCAUAAUUUUGCCUUACUAACAGAAGCAUAUCCUGAAGGAUGGCCUCCAUCCCCCCAACUAAAACCAACAUGAACCGGUGUCUGAUAUUUUUUUUUUAAGUGCCAGAUCAGUACGGUCUAACGCCUCAAUAAGGAUUGUUGUGUAGGUGAAUGAAGACAGCUAAGUGAAUGUGUGUAAAGUAAAGGCAGACAGUUAUUUAUAUACAAUAUUCAUAGAACGGAAAGUUAAAUAUUUUUGCAGUGUGUAUUUAAGAGAGAAACUGAUCAUAAUAGUGCUGUCCAAAUGUCUUUGUCAAGUGAAUUCUGUGUCCUUUAGACGUGAGAGUUUGGUGGAAUGGUGUGGGAUAUAAAGAUAACAUUUUUUUCACUCUUCCGUAUGUUGUGAGCCUUUGUGGGUCACCUCGCCGUGGUGCAUGUGCAAGAACGUGUUGCACGCCUGUGCCUUGCCUGUUCUGUGUUGUAAACAGCUGUUCCAAAGGCACAGAUGAGUCUCAGGGAGACUCUGUAAACUCCUGCUUAUUAUAACCAAGAAGCCCAGCAAUGUUCCUGUGUGGAGGUCCUAGUGAAAUCUGUCCAGAAUAGCCAGCCCUUUCCUCCGCAGCUCACCCAGGGUACAGCCAGAACCACAAUGCUUUAUGAAGUCUUUUACACGUGGAGUUGACUGUAAAAAGAAAAUAAAAGAGGCCAAAGCCCUGCAUCACGUCA